CUAGACUUCUGUACUCUACUUAUUCCAGCGAUGGCAUGAUACAAAGCGUUGCACACAGAUUUACUUUCUAAAUAACAUUUUAGAACAUGUCUUUUGUACCUAUAGCAUAACAAAAAAAUAAAAGUUAUAUAAGAGAAGUAGCUUAGAUAAGAACUGGCAUGAACAGAAGUCUUCAGGGGCCAUGUGAUGAUCUAAAAAGAUCGAAGAUGAUGUGUAUCGAAUCGCAGAUAUAGGCCUAAUUGUGUGUUGACAAUGAAAAUGCUGGAAAAUAUAUGCUUAAAAGGAAGAAUUAUAUUAUUUGUAAGAUGUAUUAGUAUUGAUUGCUAGAUGACCGCUACAUUCAAAUAAUUAUAUUAGAUUUAGGCUACAUUAACUUUGAGUAGUAUUCAUAUCAGCAUUAGUUUCUAAAUAGCAAAGACAUGCCUCAUCUCUGUAUCUGGAUUACAGCACAUGCAUUCUGCAUUUAAAGGGCUUUUUUAUUAAAAAGUUAAUUGUUGGUAUUUCUGUCUAUUGUUUUUCUGGUGGGUUUUUGAUAAUGUUUGCUUAAACCCAUGACAUUUUUAGUUUAUCGGUGAUGGGUUCAUGUUUUGGACAUAUAAGACGAUUAUGCAUCAAAUGCAUCAACAGUUUUCUUAUUGAUGUUGAGGGUCAUUGUUUUGGGAAAACAAAAAUGCAGUAUUUAGUAGCACCUUUUUUUUUUUGGACAAUUUGGUUAUUCUUAAUCUGAAUAACCUUAUAAAUGUUUGAUCUGAAAUCACAAUAACACAUGCAAUUGUUCUGGUGAAUCCCUGAAGAAGCACACCUUUUCUCAAUUCUUGCUCUGUGAUGUCAUCUAGUGACGAGAUUUGGUAACUGUGGUGAAAUUCAGUGUUUGGGUGUUCUCUGCAUGUGAUCUGAAUGACUCAAAGACCUCUAGCACCCUAGAUACUGUGUUCAGCCAGAGUGUGUCUACAAUGAGCAAGUAAUCAUAUGCAGUUUGUGAAUGGUUACUGCCUUUGGUGUAAUUUUGAAUGGUCUUUGCUAAUCUUGAUUAUUUAACAGUAUUUAAUUUUUCUCUGCUCUUAUUGACCUUGCACUGAAAUUAUGCGAUGUCCUUGUUGAUAAGCUUUCUUUCUUUCUUUCUUUCGGGUCAGUCGUUAUUAUAUUAAUAUGCUAUAAUACGGAAAGAAAGAACGAGCUUUUUGUAUUCAAUUAAAGAGUAAGGACAAAUUUAAAUCAUACAUAGCAUUUACAUAAUCUGACUUUUAUUAUUAUUAUAAUUAUUAUAACGACAAAAGAAUCAUUGCAGUGGUAAGAAUGAGGAUGUCCCAGCCUUACAACAAUAACGUCAUCGUGUACUUACUGCAGCCUAUCGAUAUUCAAUAAUACAUCUAAAAAUCAAUUUAUAUUAAUUUACAACACGAAAUUGUGAUUAAUGUUAGCUUUUUUUCCUGAGAGGUUUCCCUUUGUCCUAACUAAAGGCUUAACUGUUAUAGGCUACUUAACUAUUUAAAUUCAAAGAAUGUUUAAUUUAUUUAUUUGCUCCUAUUAUUUUGGUAUUUCAUCGACACUAAAUAUUUUUAUAAAAAUGUAAAUCCGUUCUAUAAUCGUGUGACAUAACUGACGUUGCAUAUUUCAAACAAGGGGACAACAAAAACAACAUGGACUGGGCUGAAGUUAAAUGUCAGUGAUGAUGUUGGUGUAUGUUCUAGCCUAUCUAAUGGAUUGAUGUUGAAUUUAAAAUGUAUCGUUUAUAUAUUUACAAUGCAUGCAUUGUUUUGAUUAAUAUAGGAAAAUGUUUUUUUUUUAUUAUUAUUAUCUUAUUUUCAUGAUGAUAUCAUCAACAGUCUACGUUGCCUAUGUUGCGCCUCUGCAGAAAAUUGCACUGCAUAGAUACAUACAUUUUUAGUUAGGUCUAAUUGUAUAAUUUAUUUACUUAUAUUAUUAAGAGAGGUCGCUGUGGCUAUGUGUAAACAUCUGUAUUGUAUUAUUUAAUAGAUAAAUGUCAGUAUAAGUUUGAAUAAAAGUCCGUAUGUGCUUCUCUGAAAUUUCUCUCGUACACAGUUAUGCUAGAUGUCUGCAUACAAAUUGCAAUUGCAUUGAAUGAAGACAACGUCGAAAUGAAAAUGACGUGCAGUUGCAAACAUAGGCCUAUUUGAAAUUUGCAGCACGUUUCGAUUGAGAAAAUUUGAAAAUGUGGAGGGAAAAUUAACUAUAAACAAUUAUUAUAUAAAGUAAUUAUUUUUUUAAUAUUAUUGCAUUUUAUAUAGGCCUAGAUUUUAUUUGUUUUGUUCGGUAAGUAGAGAAAAACACUUCAGUCUGAGUGUUUUGAUAUACCCUGGGGAUUCCAUUCUGUGCAACAGGAGGGCCCCCGCCUUACGCGUUCUCCUGUAGUCAGAAGGGCUCAGGAUUGGUCAGGCUCUGAUCAGCUGGUCUGUUUCCCCGCGGUCUCAGAUUGGCACUUCGCCACCUCCCUUCGGCUAAAACCAAAUCUCUGAGAAAGUAAUGGCAAAAACCACUUGCACUAUAAAACUCAACAAAUCAUAACACUCGGACAAUAACACUGGCCACCCCAUGAGUUCCUAUUUCGUCAACUCAACUUUUCCCGUGUCUCUACCCGGAGGACAGGAGUCUUUCUUGGGUCAGAUACCGCUCUAUUCCUCUGGAUAUACAGAUCCUUUAAGACAUUAUCCAAGCGCUACGUUCGGAGCUACCAAUGUCCAGGACAAGGUUUACACCUCCUCGUAUUAUCAGCAAGCUGGGGGCGUUUUUGGGAGAAGCGGAUCCACCAGUGCUUGUGACUACACAACAACACCCAACAUUUACCGAACCGCUGACCGCUCGUGCGCUAUCGGAGGUCUGGAAGACCCCCUGGUCCUAACCCAGGACCAGUGCAAGACGGACUGCACUGAGCAGGGUGCAGACAGAUAUUUUAACAGUGAAGACAAACCGUGUACCGCGGUUUACCCGUGGAUGCAGAGGAUGAACUCGUGUAAUGGAAUGUCUGGCAGCACUGGCCGCAGGGGUCGUCAAACCUACACUCGGUUUCAGACUCUUGAACUGGAAAAGGAGUUCCACUUUAACAGAUAUUUGACCAGAAGACGAAGAAUUGAAAUAUCGCACGCUCUGUGUUUGACGGAACGACAGAUAAAGAUAUGGUUCCAGAACCGUAGAAUGAAAUGGAAAAAGGAGAAUAAAGUGCUGAACUCCGUAAAGGUCAGCGAAGAGGAGGAUGGUGGAAAGGCGGGAUAAAUGAGAAAAAGCAGCUUACGUCAAAAGCCCUAGAAACACUGUAUAUAACAUGUAGCCUUUAGUUUUAAUUAAUAAGUACUGGUCUGUCCAACAAGCAAAAAUCUACCUUAAUAAGUGUUAUGUUGACACAAAAAGCUUCAAGAGAAGACUAUCUUUUUCAUUAAAACAGGCGUCUGAAUCACCUCUGUAAAGACGGUAAAAGAUAUGGGAGGUGCUUAUAUAUUUUGCUCUAUUUGGCAUAAAGAAAUUAGAAAAAAAAGGUUUCUUGCUGUUUGAACAUUAAUGACUAUAAUUCGAAUUAAAAAAUAAACUCAAAGUUUAAAACUUUGGGAUUGGGAUCAAAAGGUUUUACAUUAAAUAUGUAUUUAAAUCCGUUCUGUGCUAGAAAAAGAAGAAAAUUGGACAUUUUGAUGCUUAAUUUAUUGGGUCGUCACUGUUUGUGUAUGUGAAUGCACUGAGAAUAGCUUAAUAUCAUACUUUGUUAGCAAUGUCAUUUUGUCAAUAAAAUUGAUUGUUUAACAAU
Messenger RNA from Carassius auratus (goldfish), 3754 nucleotides. RefSeq names its product homeobox protein Hox-B6b. The transcript has 2 exons. The record is from RefSeq and is a predicted model, not a curated record. Gene Ontology annotation, cellular component: nucleus. Gene Ontology annotation, molecular function: RNA polymerase II cis-regulatory region sequence-specific DNA binding; DNA-binding transcription factor activity, RNA polymerase II-specific. NCBI's taxonomy places the organism in Eukaryota, Metazoa, Chordata, Actinopteri, Cypriniformes, Cyprinidae. The coding region runs from base 2554 to 3231 and encodes 225 amino acids. Gene Ontology annotation, biological process: anterior/posterior pattern specification; regulation of transcription by RNA polymerase II.